UAGAUAGAGAACAUUUGAGAUUUUCUAUAAAUAGGUACACUUGUUGAGAGACAACAACAUUGUAAACGAGUAAACAAGAGAGAGAAACUAAAGAGAUGGAAAACGGUGGAGCCAAAACUAAUGGGGUUGCCAAAAAUUGGAGGUUCAAUGGAAAAGAGGGUGGUAUCAACAACGGCAACGGCAGUAUGGCAUCUCAUAAUAAGAAUAAUAACAAUAACACUACUAGUAAAAGUAGAGGGGUAACGGUGAGAGAAGCUAGAAAUAUGAUUAUGGAGAAUUUAAACCCUGAUGAUGAGAGGCCAAUGCUUGCUCUUGCUCAUGGUGACCCUUCUAUUUUCCCCUGUUUUCGCACUUGCCCCAACGCUGAGCGCGCCGUCGUGGACGCGCUCUGUUCGGGCAACUUUAACUCCUACGGCACCGCCGUCGGCAUCCUUCCGGCUAGAAAGGCUAUAGCAGAAUACCUUUCUCGUGAUCUCCCCUAUGAAGUUUCACCGGAUGAUGUAGUCCUUACAGUUGGUUGUUCACAAGCUAUUGAUGUUGCACUCUCUGCGCUUGCUUCUCCGGGUGCUAAUAUUUUGCUACCAAGACCCGGUUACCCGUAUUACGAUGUCUUUUCAGCUCAUAUCGGACUUGAGACACGCCACUUUGAUCUUCUUCCAGAAAGCGGGUGGGAAAUCGAUCUCGAGGCCAUUGAAGCUCUUGCUGAUGCCAAUACUGUGGCUAUGGUUAUUGUAAACCCUGGAAACCCUUGUGGUAACGUUUUUACGUAUAACCAUCUGCAAAAGGUGGCAGAAGUUGCCAAAAAGCUUGGGAUUCUGGUGAUCAGUGAUGAAGUUUACGGACACCUGACCUUCGGAAGCAACCCAUUUGUACCAAUGGGUGUGUUUGGAAAUAUUGUUCCAGUUAUCACUCUCGGGUCUUUAUCCAAAAGAUGGAUAGUUCCUGGUUGGCGCCUUGGUUGGCUUGUCACAAAUGAUACUCAUGGCAUCUUGCAAAAAUACGGGGUCAUGGAGAGCAUUAAGCGCAUUGUAAGCAUCUCUGCAGACCCUGCUACCUUUAUUCAGGGAGCGGUUCCUCAAAUUCUUGAAAAAACAAGCAAGGAAUUCUUUGCAAAAGUCAUCAACAUUUUAAGGCUUGACGCAGACAUUUGCUACGAGAAACUUAAGGAGAUUUCUUGCUUCAUUUGCCCAAACAAACCAGAAGGUUCCAUGUUCGUUAUGGCCAAACUCGAUUUGUCUCAACUAGAUGGAAUUAUUGACGACAUUGAUUUUUGCAUUAAGCUUGCUAAAGAAGAGAAGAUGAUCAUUUUACCAGGUGUGACUGUCGGGGCAAAGAAUUGGUUGCGCAUCACUUUUGCGUUGGAGCCAACAACUCUUGAAGAUGGUCUUGAAAGAUUAAAAGCAUUUUGUCAAAGACAUGCGACUACAAAGCCAAACUUCUUUUAGAAAUUUCUUGUAAAAACUAUGGGUGGCAAUUCAUAACUUCAAUUUUUUUUUUUGGGAAUUUCCCUUUGCGCCUCGAUUAAUAUUGUUUGACCAGUCAUUCUACGUAUCAAAUUCAAAUGUGGUCCUUUGUUCUUAUUUUUCUUGCAAAUUAAAUAGUUAAAAAGUGUUCUCAUAUUGUAUGAGUUGAGGGACAAUAUGUUGACAUGGUUGAAAUUGUAGAGCAACUUUUUAUAAAUUUUUACUCCAUUCAUUUUG
Molecule: messenger RNA, 1700 nt
Organism: Beta vulgaris subsp. vulgaris (sugar beet)
Lineage: Eukaryota; Viridiplantae; Streptophyta; Magnoliopsida; Caryophyllales; Amaranthaceae
Product: probable aminotransferase TAT2
Exons: 7
Coding region: 96-1445 (449 amino acids)
Biological process (GO): biosynthetic process; amino acid metabolic process
Molecular function (GO): transaminase activity; pyridoxal phosphate binding
Source: RefSeq, a predicted model, not a curated record